Molecule: messenger RNA, 3537 nt
Organism: Closterium sp. NIES-65
Lineage: Eukaryota; Viridiplantae; Streptophyta; Zygnematophyceae; Desmidiales; Closteriaceae
Source: the annotation of a GenBank genome assembly
AUGGCUACCCCCAGUGUCCUCACUUUUGAUGCUGAGGGCCGUGCCGUUGACUUUGAGGUCUGGGUCGAUGACCUCCAGCUGUUUCUCCAGUGCGAUAGGGAGGACGGCCUCUCCCUGUUUGACCUCACUUCUGGUGCCUCUCCUGCCCCUGCUGCUGAUGCUGAUGCCACUGUUCGCUCACAGUGGGCCAUGCACGAUGCUGCUGCUCGCCUUGCUGUGCGCCGCCACUUACCAACCACUGAGCGUGGACACUUUAGCCAGUACAAGAGUGCUAAGACCUUGUACGACGCUGUAGUUGCACGCUACUCUUCCCCUGCCACUGUUGCACUGAGCCGCCUCAUGCUACCGUACCUCUUCCCCGACCUUGCUGCCUUUCCCACAGUCGCUGACCUCAUUACGCACCUCCGCACUAGUGACACUCGCUACCGCGCUGCGCUUCCUGCUGAGGGUGUUCUCCCUCCCCCCUCUUGCCCUCUGUUGCCUCUGCUGCUGCGGCCGACCUCGUUGGUUUCGAGUCGGUCGGCGCUGCGUGUGCCCCGAGCGAGAGACGCCGCACCAGCAAGGGCAAGGGGGGCAAGGGCGCUGGAGGGGCUGGAGGGGUCGGUGGAGGUGGUGGUGGAGGCAGUGGAGGGAGUGGGGGUGGUGGUGGGAGUGGUGCCGGGGGUGGCGGCGGCGGCAGCACUGGAGGCGGCGGAGGCGGUGGAGGUGGCGGAGGGAGCGGAGGCGACGGAGGUAGUGGAGGAGGCGGAGGUAGAGGAGGCGGCGGAGGCAGUGGCCGCGGCGGUGGCGGAGGCAGCGGUGGUGGAGCGGGUCGCGACUGUGCGCAGAGGAGUGGCGCCGGUGGUGCGCGGUGGGGGUUUUGGUCCCUGCGCUUACGUCCUUCGUACCGGCGACCGAGCUGGUGAGCAGUGCGUAGGCCCGCACUCCACCCAGCGCUGCUUUGGUCGCCUGAGGGAUGUGUGGCGUCGCCAGUUCCCUGAGGCGUCAGAGAUCCCUCGCUGGGGAGAUCAGACUAAGGCCGGGGUUGCUAUCUUUGAUCUUGACUUUGAUGCUAUUCUUGCUACUAUGUAUGCUGUUGAUACUAGUGUUGAGGGUGCCUGUUACCUGUGUGUACCGCCUGACCCGGGCAUUGAGGACGCUUCUCUAGGUGCUGGUGAGGCUGCUGCUCUAGGUGCUAGUGCGUCUGCUGCCCCAAGUGCUGGUGAGUCUGCUCUCUUAGGUACUGCGUUGGCUCAAGCCUUCCACACCUUCACCCUGGACUCGGGUGCAUCCCGCUCCUUCUUUCGAGACCGCACCACUCUUACGCUGCUCAGUCGGCUAGUUGCAGUCUCCCUUGCAGACCCCUCUGGGGGUCCUGUCCUUGCUAGCUUCUCCACUGUCCUACGGUGCCCGGCAGCCCCCUCUGGCACCCUGUCUGGUCUCUACCUCCCCUCAUUUUCUACAAACUUGGUGAGUGGAGCGGACCUACAGAAUAGGGGGGUUGACGAGUUCAAUCCUGCGAGUCUGCGAGUGACCCACUGCAAGUGUGCUCGGACAGGCCGACACUUGGCCACGUUCACCCGUCGGCCAGGGUCGAGCCUGUACACCCUUACUUCUGAGUCUCCUCCUACUGCUAAGUCUGCCCAGGUAGCUGCGUCGAGUCAGGUGUUUGCUGCGGCGUCCAGGUCUGGUCCUGAGUCUGCUCCCUGCUCGUAUCGUCUGCUGUCCCACCAGACUCUCCUUUGGCACGACUGCCUUGGUCACCCCUCCUUGCCUCGUCUCCGAGGCAUGGCCUCCCGUGUCCUUGGACGUGAGCGGUACUUUCUGCUGGUGGUUGAUGACUACUCGCGUUACACCACAGUCUUCCCCUUGCGCAGCAAGGGUGACGUCACUGAGGUGCUGAUCGAUUGGAUCCGCGCAGCUCGUCUCCAGCUCAGAGAGAGUUUCGGCUCGGACUUUCUUGUUCUGCGUCUGCACUCGGACAGAGGCGGGAAGUUUUCCUCUGCCCGUCUAGGAGCCUUCUGUCGUGCACAGGGCAUCCGCCAGACCUUCACGCUUCCGGCCUCUCCACAGAAAAAUGGGAUUGCUGAGCGCCGCAUUGGCAUGGUCAUGGACGUCGCUCGUACGUCCAUGAUGCAUGCAGCUGCCCCCCUUUUUUUGUGGUCGUUUGCGGUUCAAUACGCCGCGCAUCAGCUCAACCUUCAGUCCCGCGUCUCCUUGCAAGAGACCUCCCCCACCCUGCGGUGGACAGGGAAGGUUGGCAAUGCGUCUGUGUUUCGGGUCUGGGGAUGUCGGGCGUUUGUCCGCGAAUUGUCUGAGGAGAAGCUGUCCCCCCGUGCAGUUCCCUGCGUCUUCCUUGGCUCCCCCCCUGUCGCGCCUGUGUGGCAGUUUUACCACCCCACCUUGCGCCGUGUUCUGUCCUCCCAGGACGUCACCUUUCACGAGUCGGUGCCUUACUACCGUGUCUUCCCCUACCGCACUGCGCCCCUCCCCCCGCCGCCGCUCUUCCUUGCUCCAGGUCCUCCCCAGGUAGACCCCCUCACCCCUCAGGGUCCUGCCCCGUCAGGGGUGCUGACACUGGGGGUGCUGAGCCUAGGGGCUCUGAGCCUGGGGGAGCUGAGCCUGGGGGUGUGGAGCCUGGGGGUGUUCGGUCUGCUCGUGUGGCCGCCAGCGGUACUUCGUCGAGGCGGGAGCCGCUCUCUCCACACGAGCUGUGCGAGUGGUUUGCCCGCCGCUGGAGACGUGCUAGUGAGACUUGGGGUGCUGAUGGAGCUACUGGAGCUGGUCAUGCUGGAGCUGCUGGCGGUGCUGGUGCUACUUGAGGUGGAGCUGCUGGGGGUGUUGGCGCUGGUGUUUCUACAGGUGCUGGUGCGUCUGUGGGUGCUGCUGAGGCUGGUGGUGCUGACGGUUCUACUUGAGUUGGUGCUGCUGAAGCUGGAGCUGCUGGGGGUGCUGGCGCUGGCGAUGGUGCUGGCGCUGGUGCUUGUGAGGGUGCUGGAGUUGGCGCUGUUGGAGCUGGAGGUGCUGGUGGCGCUGGUGCUGCCGCUGGGGUCGCAGUCACAGUUACAGCCUGCCUCCCCGCUACCUACUCCUUCUCCCUACACUGCUCCUACUGGAGGUCUUGUUGAGCGUCUGAGCAUGGCACUGCGUCCUUCCACUGCUCCUCUGCGUGUCCCGUUGCCGUCUCCUCCAGAGUCCUCUCUUCCUUCUCUUGCUGACCCGGAUUCUGACUCCCUUCGAGCUGCUAGUCUUUCGGUCACGUGCCUUCUUGCUACUCUUGUCACUAACCCUUCCUUUGAGUCCACUGCUGCGUCUGCUCUAGUUGCUGAGCUUGUCGACUUCGCUGCUCGCUGUCGUCUAGACUACGCUGCCAGUCUCGUUGCUGAGUCUGAGUCUGUCUGUCCUCCGUCCGUCGGGGGUGAGUGUACUCUUAGCACGGACGUCCUUGAGGACAGGCAGGAGGAGUUCCAGUGCUUUGCGGCUGAUUUUCUCCAUCUCGUGUCCAUGCUGAUUGCCCCUGAGGGAGACCCGGAUGCACCAGACAUCCCGUUUCCUUGA